AUGCUUAAAUACAUGCAUUUUCAUUUUUUUUUUUUUGUUGUCCUCCUUAACUUGUCCUUAAAAUUAACAAGAUGCUUUAGUUUUUAUCACAACUUUGAAAAUACAAGUGCCUCAACAAAUUUAAAGAAAAAACCAAGUAUGGUUUAUGAUCUUAUAGUUAUUGGAGGUGGAAGUGGAGGCAUGGCCGCCGCUAGGAGGGCAGCAAAGAACAAGGCGAAGGUUGCUCUUGUGGAAAAGUCAUACCUAGGAGGUACAUGUGUGAAUGUUGGUUGUGUACCAAAAAAGAUAAUGUUCAACGCCGCCUCGAUUCACGACAUUUUGGAAAAUUCAAGACAUUACGGAUUCGAUACUCAAUUUUCUUUCAAUUUACCACUUCUAGUGGAGAGAAGAGAUAAAUACAUUCGGAGACUAAACGACAUAUAUAGAAACAAUUUAAAAAAAGACAAUGUGGAAUUAUUCGAAGGAAAAGCCAGUUUGUUAAGUGAAAACAAAGUGUUAAUAAAGAAGGAGAACAUUUCAUGUAAACACGAAGAAAAAACAGAUGAAGUGAUUGAAGGCAGAAACAUUCUCAUAGCAGUUGGUAACAAACCAAUAUUUCCACAAGUGAAAGGGAUCGAAAAUACAAUUUCAAGUGAUGAUUUUUUUAAAAUAAAAGAAUCCAAAAGAAUAGGUAUUGUGGGAAGUGGGUACAUAGCAGUUGAAUUGAUAAAUGUUAUUAAAAGGCUAGGAAUCGAGUCUUACAUAUUUGCAAGAGGAAAUAGAUUAUUAAGGAAAUUUGACGAAUCAGUUAUAAAUGAAUUAGAAAAUGAUAUGAAAAAAAAUAAUAUAAAUAUUAUUACUCAUGCAAAUGUAGAAGAAAUAGAAAAGGUAAAAGAAAAAAAUUUGACAAUAUAUUUAUCAGAUGGAAGGAAAUAUGAACAUUUCGAUUACGUCAUAUAUUGUGUUGGAAGAUCACCAAAUACAGAGGAUUUAAAUUUAGAAAAAUUAAACAUAAAGACAAAAAAUGAUUACAUACUUGUUGAUGAUAAUCAAAGAACUAAUGUGAAAAAUAUUUAUGCUGUUGGGGAUUGUUGCAUUGUUAAAAAAAAUCAAGAAAUUGAAGAUUUACAUUUAUUAAAAUUAUACAAUGAAGAACCAUAUUUAAAUAAAAAAGAAAAUAUAACUGGAGAUAUAUAUUUCAAUGUUCAACUUACUCCUGUUGCCAUUAAUGCUGGAAGGUUACUAGCAGAUAGACUUUUUCUAAACAAAUCAAGAAAAACAAAUUAUAAACUCAUCCCAACAGUUAUAUUUUCACAUCCUCCAAUUGGAACAAUCGGUCUUUCUGAACAAGAAGCAAUUGAAACUUAUGGAAAAGAAAAUGUAAAAAUAUAUGAAUCCAAAUUUACAAAUCUAUUCUUCUCAGUUUAUGACAUCGAUCCAGCCCAGAAAGAAAAAACAUACCUCAAGUUAGUAUGUGUUGGUAAAGAAGAAUUAAUUAAAGGUUUACAUAUAAUUGGAUUGAAUGCCGAUGAAAUUAUUCAAGGAUUUGCAGUUGCAUUAAAGAUGAAUGCAACGAAAAAAGAUUUUGAUGAAACAAUACCAAUACAUCCCACAGCUGCAGAGGAAUUCGUCACUAUACACCCUUGGAUGAAAUGA
Plasmodium gonderi is the source of this 1635-nucleotide messenger RNA. Its product is annotated as glutathione reductase. The transcript is spliced from 3 exons. Gene Ontology annotation, cellular component: mitochondrion; cytosol. The coding region runs from base 1 to 1635 and encodes 544 amino acids. Gene Ontology annotation, molecular function: glutathione-disulfide reductase (NADPH) activity; flavin adenine dinucleotide binding. NCBI's taxonomy places the organism in Eukaryota, Apicomplexa, Aconoidasida, Haemosporida, Plasmodiidae. Gene Ontology annotation, biological process: cell redox homeostasis; glutathione metabolic process; cellular response to oxidative stress. The record is from RefSeq and is a predicted model, not a curated record.